AUUGACACAUAUCUUAUAUAUGGUUAAGGUGCAAGACAAAAAAGGAGAGAAAAGAUGGAAGAAAGUUGAUGUAAACUUGAAAGAACAUGUGAGAACCCCAAUAUUCCCAGAAACACUAGAAUCAAACGACACGUGGUUUCAAGAUUACUUAUCAAGAAUAUCAAUGGAGGAAUUAGCACAAAGCAAGCCCUUAUGGGAAGUUCACAUAGUAAAUAGCCCUACAAGUGAUGCACAUGGGAGUGUGAUAUUCAAGCUUCACCAUGCACUUGGAGAUGGCUACUCUCUAAUGGGUGCACUUCUAUCAUGUCUUCAAAGAGCUGAUGACCCUUCUCUUCCUUUGUCUUUUCCAACUCUCAAGCCUUCAAAGCAAGAAUCUAAGUCCACCAAGGGAAUUUGUUCAAGCUUUUCUUGGUUGGUGUCUUCGGCAUUUUACACCGUGGCAGAUUUUGGAUGGAGCAUGUUGAAGAGUAGCAUCAUUAAUGAUGAAAAGACACCAAUUAGAUCUGGGAAUGUUGGGGUUGAGUUUCAACCGAUUUCUAUAUCAACCAUGGCUUUCUCUAUCAAUCAAGUCUCGGAUAUCAAGUCUAGGCUUGGAGUGACAAUAAACGAUGUAGUAACUGGAAUAGUGUUCUAUGGGACAAGAUUGUAUAUGGAAGAAAUGAACUCCAAAUCAAAGACAGCAGAAUCCACUGCAUUGGUGUUACUGAAUACAAGAAACAUUGAAGGAUACCAAUCAAUCAAUGAUAUGCUCAACACCAAAGCCAAGGGUCCUUGGGGCAACAAAAUUUCCUUCUUGCAUGUUCCUAUUCCCAAAUUAAAACAAAGUAGAACCUCUAAUCCUUUAGAGUUUAUUUGGGAAGCACAUAACAUAAUCAAGAGAAAGAAACAAUCUUUAGCUGUUCCUCUUACCGGCACACUAUUGGAAAUGGAGGGUAAAUUCAGAGGCCAAGAGGUUUUGAUGUUGGGCCGAACAGAAAAGAAAAAUGGUUGCAAGUCCAAUUGUAUUAAAAAUACAUUCAGCAUUGUUACAAAAUUAUUUUGAUCCUUGUGGCUGAAUUGUUGUUA
Arachis ipaensis is the source of this 1065-nucleotide messenger RNA. The record is from RefSeq and is a predicted model, not a curated record. Lineage: Eukaryota; Viridiplantae; Streptophyta; Magnoliopsida; Fabales; Fabaceae.